AUGGCUAAAAGAGCAGAUGUGAUCCUUGGAUGGAUAAACAGAGGAAUAACGAGCAGCAAAGUAUAUGUCACAUGGAGUGAGGAGAAAGAGGAAACCGACGUACAUCUCAUGGAGAAAGGAGAAGGGGAAAAUCAAACGUCUAUCACCAAAUUCAUCCUGCUGGGAUUUGGGAACCUCCCUGAACUGCACAUUAUUUUCUUCCUGCUCUUUCUAGUGAUCUACAUAGUCACCAUGGCUGCGAACAUGCUCAUUGCGGCACUAGUUGUGGCUGAUCAGCACCUUCACACCCCCAUGUACUUCUUCUUGGGAAACUUGUCCUGCUUGGAAAUCUGCUACACCUCCACCAUCCUGCCCAGGGUGCUGGCCAGUCUCCUGACUGGAAACAGGACCAUUUCUGUCAGCCAAUGCAUCAUACAGUUUUACUGCUUUGCUCUGCUACUGACCACUGAGUGUUAUCUGCUAGCUGUAAUGUCUUUUGAUCGCUACUUAGCAAUAUGUAAACCGCUGCACUAUGUCACCCGUAUGAAUGGCAGGUUCUGUAUCCAGCUAGCAGCUGGAUCUUGGAUAAGUUCAUUCAUACUUAUUAGCAUAUUAAUAUCUUUGGUGUCGCAAUUAGCAUUCUGUGGCCCUAAUGAAAUUGAUCAUUUUUUUUGUGAUCUCACCCCAGUCAUUAAACUCUCCUGCAGUAACACCAGUCUGGUUACCCUGGUGACCCUCAUAUUCGCCUCCAUAGACACUGUCCCUCCAUUUCUUUUGACCCUGACAUCUUAUGUUUAUAUCAUCUCCACCAUCCUGAGAAUCCCUUCUACCACUGGGAGGCAAAAAGCAUUUUCUACCUGCUCCUCCCACCUUAUUGUGGUUACAAUUUUCUAUGCAACCCUAAUUACUGUCUACAUAUUACCAAACACCGGUGCACUCAGAGCCCCAAACAAAGUGUUUUCUGUCCUUUACACAGUCUUUACACCCCUGAUCAAUCCCCUCAUCUACAGCCUGAGAAACAAAGAGGUAAAGGAGGUGCUGAGGAGAGCUCUCCAGAAAUGUGAUAUUUCAAUGCCAAGAGCUGAACAUGAGGACAGUAGUCAAGAAGGGGAUGUGCCAACAGUAUCAGAUGUAGCAGAAGAUCCUGUUUACGAUCAAGAAACUCAACAGCAACAGGAAGAUGUAGAUCUUAUGCAGCAAGAGAAAUUCAUCAGUACUACAGAUUGCUCUCACAAGGAAGAGACUACUAUGGUUAUUCGAUAUAUUAAAAUUGUAGACAGCUCAAAAUUUUCAAUUGAAGAAAAGUUUAUUUUGUUUGAUAAUUUCACAAGAAAAACUGGAAAAGAAAUUGCUGCUCAAGUACUAACAAAUCUAGAACGUUUUAAGUUAGAUUUUCAAGUCUGCAUUGGUCAGGCCUAUGACAAUGGAGCUAAUAUGGCUGGGAAGUACAAAGGUGUACAAGCAGUUCUGCUUGAGCAUAAUUAA
This is a messenger RNA of Emys orbicularis (European pond turtle), 1464 nucleotides long. Its product is annotated as olfactory receptor 11A1-like. Gene Ontology annotation, biological process: G protein-coupled receptor signaling pathway. The transcript is spliced from 4 exons. Lineage: Eukaryota; Metazoa; Chordata; Testudines; Emydidae. The coding region runs from base 1 to 1464 and encodes 487 amino acids. Gene Ontology annotation, cellular component: membrane. Gene Ontology annotation, molecular function: olfactory receptor activity; odorant binding; G protein-coupled receptor activity. The record is from RefSeq and is a predicted model, not a curated record.